Molecule: messenger RNA, 8642 nt
Organism: Sapajus apella (tufted capuchin)
Lineage: Eukaryota; Metazoa; Chordata; Mammalia; Primates; Cebidae
Gene: HEATR1
Product: HEAT repeat containing 1
Exons: 44
Coding region: 199-6633 (2144 amino acids)
Biological process (GO): maturation of SSU-rRNA from tricistronic rRNA transcript (SSU-rRNA, 5.8S rRNA, LSU-rRNA); positive regulation of transcription by RNA polymerase I
Cellular component (GO): 90S preribosome; t-UTP complex; small-subunit processome
Molecular function (GO): snoRNA binding
Source: RefSeq, a predicted model, not a curated record
AGCAUGUUUUAGGUUUCCGGAAGAGGGUUGGACUCUUUUAUACCAUGUGGGAGCUGCUGUGAAGAGUUGCUGCAUUCCAGGGUAUACCCAAAUUCCCAGUUCCGGGUAAGGAGGCGCACAGAGCCGCUUGAUGUGGCUGCGGAUGGGGGCGGCAUAUCGAGGAAGGCCCCUGUCAUUAAAACUCCGUUGGCGUGAAAGAUGACGUCCUUAGCCCAGCAGCUCCAACGACUUGCCCUCCCUCAAAGUGAUCCCAGCCUCUUCUCUAGAGAUGAAGUUGCCUCUUUGUUGUUUGACCCUAAGGAAGCGGCCACCAUCGACAGGGACACCGCCUUUGCCAUUGGAUGCACUGGCCUGGAAGAAUUGCUUGGAAUUGAUCCUUCCUUUGAGCAGUUUGAAGCACCGUUGUUCAGUCAGCUAGCAAAAACCUUGGAGCGAAGCGUUCAGACCAAAGCAGUAAACAAACAGUUGGAUGAAAACAUUUCAUUAUUCCUUAUUCACUUGUCACCUUACUUUCUGCUUAAGCCAGCGCAGAAGUGUCUGGAGUGGUUGAUUCACAGGUUCCAUAUACAUCUUUAUAAUCAAGAUAGCCUCAUUGCUUGUGUUCUGCCAUACCAUGAGACAAGAAUAUUUGUGCGAGUCAUACAGCUGCUAAAAAUUAAUAAUUCAAAGCACAAAUGGUUCUGGCUGUUGCCAGUUAAGCAAUCCGGAGUGCCCUUAGCUAAAGGAACUUUGAUUACCCACUGCUACAAAGACCUUGGAUUCAUGGAUUUCAUUUGUAGUUUGGUGACAAAAUCUGUGAAGGUUUUUGCUGAGUACCCGGGCAGCUCAGCUCAGUUGAGGGUGCUCUUGGCUUUCUAUGCAUCCACCAUUGUGUCGGCGCUGGUAGCUGCGGAAGACGUAUCAGACAAUAUCAUCGCAAAAUUAUUUCCCUAUAUCCAAAAGGGAUUGAAAUCAUCUUUACCAGAUUACAGAGCUGCAACAUAUAUGAUAAUAUGUCAGAUUUCUGUGAAAGUGACAAUGGAAGAUACCUUUGUGAAUUCAUUGGCAUCACAGAUCAUCAAAACAUUAACCAAGAUUCCCUCUUUGAUCAAGGAUGGAUUAAGUUGCUUGAUAGUACUCCUGCAGAGACAGAAGCCAGAGAGCCUUGGGAAAAAGCCAUUCCUUCAUUUAUGUAAUGUUCCUGAUCUUAUUACAAUACUUCAUGGGAUUUCUGAAACUUACGAUGUCAGUCCUCUUCUGCGUUACAUGCUUCCCCAUCUGGUUGUCUCCAUCAUUCAUCACGUUACAGGAGAAGAAACUGAAGGGAUAGAUGGUCAAAUCUACAAGAACCACUUAGAAGCUAUACUUACAAAAAUAUCACUGAAUAACAACUUAGACCAUUUGUUGGCUAGCCUUCUAUUUGAAGAGUAUAUUUCAUAUAAUUCACAGGAAGAAAUGGAUUCUGAUAAAGUAUCUUUGCUUAAUGAACAGUUUCUUCCACUCAUUAGGCUUUUAGAAAGCAAAUACCCCAGAACGUUAGACGUUGUGUUAGAGGAACACCUAAAGGAAAUUGCAGACCUGAAAAAACAAGAGCUUUUUCACCAGUUUGUUUCCCUUUCUACAAGUGGAGGAAAAUAUCAGUUUUUAGCAGAUUCGGAUACUUCUUUGAUGCUCAGUCUGAAUCAUCCACUUGUUCCUGUGAGACUUCUGGCCAUUAAUCAUUUGAAAAAUAUCAUGAAAACAUCAAAGGAGGGUGUUGAUGAGUCUUUCAUAAAAGAAGCUGUUUUAGCCCGAUUAGGUGAUGAUAAUAUAGAUGUUGUUUUGGCGGCAAUAAGUGCUUUUGAGAUUUUCAAAGAACACUUCAGUUCAGAAGUGACGAUUUCAAAUCUUCUGAAUCUCUUUCAAAGAGCAGAACUUUCAAAGAAUAGAGAAUGGUACGAGGUACUUAAGAUAGCAGCUGACAUAUUAAUUAAAGAAGAGAUACUGAGUGAAAAUUAUCAGUUGUCAAAUCAGGUGGUUACACAUUUAUUACCAUUUAUGGUCAUCAAUAAUGAUGAUAUGGAAUCUGCCGAGAUGAAAAUUGCUAUAUAUUUAUCAAAAUCAGGAAUCUGCUCUCUGCACCCUCUAUUAAGAGGCUGGGAAGAAGCUCUCGAAAAUGUGAUUAGAAACAGAAAGCCAGGAAAACUAAUUGGUGUAGCGAAUCAGAAGAUGAUUGAGUUAUUGGCUGAUAAUAUAAAUUCAGGAGAUCCGUCUUCAAUGUUAAAUGUGGUGGAGGAUUUAAUAAGCAUGGGUGACAAGGAGUCCUUUAACCUGAAGCAGAAAGUGACAUGUCACGUGAUCAUGUCUGUGCUCGUCUCUUGUUGUUCAUCUUUGAAGGAAACCCACUUUCCAUUUGCGAUAAGAGUCUUCAGUUUGCUGCAGAAAAAAAUAAAGAAACUUGAAAGUGUCAUUACUGCAGUGGAAAUCCCCUCAGAAUGGCACAUUGAACUGAUGCUAGACAGAGGGAUACCAGUGGAGGUGUGGGCACAUUAUGUGGAAGAGCUCAACACUACCCAGAGGGUGGCCGUGGAGGACUCUGUUUUACUUGUAUUUUCCCUGAAAAAUUUUAUGUAUGCACUGAAAGCUCCUAAGUCUUUUCCUAAAGGUGACAUAUGGUGGAAUCCUGAGCAACUGAAAGAAGACAGCAGGGACUAUCUGCACCUGCUUAUGGGACUCUUUGAGAUGAUGCUCAGUGGUGCUGAUGCUGUUCAUUUCAGGGUUCUGAUGAAACUUUUCAUAAAGGUACAUCUACAAGAUGUUUUUCAGUUAUUCAAGUUUUUUUCUGUUUUAUGGACCUAUGGUUCUAGCCUUUCAAAUCCACUUAACUGCAAUGUGAAAACAGCGCUGCAGACUCAAGCUCUUUAUGUGGGCUGUGCAAUGCUCUCUUCUCAGAAGACACAGUGUAAACACCAACUGGCAUCCAUAUCUUCUCCAGUGGUGACAUCUUUACUCAUUAACCUGGGAAGCCCCAUAAAAGAAGUUCGUAGGGCUGCCGUUCAUUGUCUCCAGGCCCUCAGUGGAGUGGUGUCCCCGCUUCAUCUGAUAAUAGAUGAUCUGAUUUCUAAAGCAGAGGAGAUCACUUCAGAUGCUACGUAUGUUAUUCAGGAUUUGGCUACUUUGUUUGAGGAACUGCAGAGAGAAAAGAAACUGAAAUCUCAUCAGAAGUUAUCUGAAACUUUGAAAAACUUACUUAGUUGUGUAUAUAGUUGCCCAUCUUAUAUAGCAAAAGAUUUGAUGAAAGUACUUCAGGGAGUCAACAGUGAGAUGGUGCUUUCUCAGCUAUUGCCUAUGGCUGAACAACUGCUAGAAAAGAUUCAGAAGGAGCCCACAGCUGUCUUGAAAGAUGAGGCCAUUGUUUUGCAUCUCACUCUGGGAAAGUAUAAUGAAUUUUCAUCUUCCCUUUUAAAUAAGGAUCCGAAGAGUCUAGAUAUAUUUAUAAAAGCUGUGCACACAACAAACGAACUUUACGCAGGAAUGCCAACCAUUCAGAUUACAGCCCUUGAAAAGAUUACAAAACCAUUUUUCGCAGCCAUAUCAGAUGAAAAAGUUCAGCAGAAGCUUUUAAGAAUGUUGUUUGAUUUAUUGGUGAACUGUAAAAACUCACGUUGUGCUCAGACUGUCAGCAGUGUUUUUAAAGGGAUUUCCAUUAACGCUGAACAAGUCAGAAUAGAACUGGAGCCACCAGAUAAAGCUAAAUCCUUGGGCACAGUUCAGCAAAAAAGAAGGCAAAAAAUGCAGCAGAAAAAAUCACAAGAUCUAGAAUCUGUUCAGGAAGUUGGAGGUUCCUACUGGCAAAGAGUAACUCUCAUCCUGGAAUUACUGCAGCACAAAAAGAAGCUCAAAAGUCCUCAGAUAUUGGUGCCAACUCUUUUUAACUUGCUCUCAAGGUGUUUAGAACCCUUGCCGCAAGAGCAGGGAAAUAUGGAGUACACCAAACAAUUAAUUCUUAGUUGUCUGCUCAGCAUCUGCCAAAAACUCUCUCCAGAUGGUGGCAAAAUACCCAAAGAUAUUUUAGAUGAGGAGAAGUUCAAUGUGGAGUUGAUCGUUCAAUGCAUCCGCCUUUCGGAGAUGCCUCAGACCCAUCACCAUGCCCUUUUACUUUUGGGUACUGUUGCUGGAAUAUUUCCGGAUAAAGUUCUACACAAUAUCAUGUCUAUUUUUACAUUUAUGGGAGCCAAUGUCAUGCGCCUAGAUGAUACUUACAGUUUUCAAGUUAUUAACAAGACAGUGAAAAUGGUUAUUCCCGCACUUAUUCAGUCUGAUAGUGGAGAUUCUAUAGAAGUUACAAGAAACGUUGAAGAGAUUGUGGUAAAAAUCAUUAAUGUAUUUGUGGAUGCGUUGCCACAUGUCCCGGAGCACAGGCGCCUGCCCAUCCUCGUUCAACUUGUUGAUACGCUGGGUGCAGAAAAAUUCCUCUGGGUUCUCCUCAUCUUGCUUUUUGAACAGUAUGUCACAAAAACAGUGCUGGCAGCUGCCUGUGGAGAAAAGGAUGCUAUUUUAGAAGCAGACACUGAAUUUUGGUUUUCAGUCUGUUGUGAAUUUAGUGUCCAGCAUCAGAUACAAAGCUUGAUGAAAAUUCUCCAGUACUUACUAAAGCUGCCAGAGGAAAAAGAAGAAACCAUUCCCAAAGCAGUGUCUAAUAAGAGUGAAUCACAAGAAGAAACGCUACAGAUUUUUAACGUGGAGACGCACACCAGCAAGCAGCUGCGGCAUUUUAAGUUUUUGUCAGUGUCCUUCAUGUCUCAGCUCCUGUCGUCCGAUAAUUUUCUGAAAAAGGUGGUUGAGAGUGGUGGUCCUGAGAUUUUAAAAGGCCUUGAAGAGAGGUUGCUGGAGACCGUUCUCGGCUAUAUCAACGCUGUCGCACAGUCCGUGGAAAAGAACGCAGACAAACUCACCGCGAAGUUCUGGCGCGCACUCCUUAGUAAAGCUUACGACCUCUUAGACAAGGUCAAUGCCCUGCUGCCCACAGAGACAUUCAUUCCUGUCAUCAGAGGGCUGGUGGGCAAUCCCCUGCCAUCUGUUCGCCGGAAAGCACUGGACCUUUUGAAUAACAAGCUACAGCAGAAUAUAUCCUGGAAGAAGACAGUAGUUAACCGUUUCCUGAAACUGGUUCCAGACCUUUUGGCCAUUGUACAGCGUAAGAAAAAGGAAGGGGAAGAAGAACACGCCAUCAACAGACAGACGGCGUUGUAUGCCUUAAAGCUUUUAUGCAAGAAUUUUGGUGCAGAAAAUCCAGAUCCCUUUGUCCCAGUGCUGAGCACUGCCGUGACACUUAUUGCUCCAGAGAGAAAGGAGGAGAAGAAUGUCUUGGGAAGUGCACUGCUAUGCAUAGCAGAGGUGGCCUCCACCCUGGAAGCACUGGCCAUCCCUCAGCUUCCCAGCCUGAUGCCAUCGUUGCUGACAACAAUGAAGAACACCAGUGACCUGGUCUCCAGCGAGGUCUAUCUGCUCAGUGCCUUGGCUGCCCUGCAGAAGGUGGUAGAGACUCUCCCGCACUUCAUCAGCCCCUACCUGGAAGGUAUUCUCUCCCAGGUGAUUCAUUUGGAGAAAAUCACUAGCAAAAUGGGUUCCGCCUCACAGGCCAAUAUCCGCCUCACAUCUCUUAAAAAGACACUGGCUACCACACUUGCACCCCGAGUCCUGUUGCCCGCCAUCAAAAAAACUUACAAGCAGAUUGAGAAGAGCUGGAAGAAUCACAUGGGUCCAUUUAUGAGCAUCUUGCAAGAGCAUAUUGGGGUGAUGAAGAAGGAAGAGCUCACCUCCCAUCAGUCUCAGCUAACCACAUUUUUCCUGGAGGCCCUGGACUUCCGAGCACAGCACUCUGAGGACGAUCUGGAGGAAAUUGGAAAAACAGAAAAUUGUAUCAUCGACUGUCUAGUAGCCAUGGUUGUGAAACUUUCCGAGGUCACAUUCAGACCCCUGUUCUUCAAGCUGUUUGAUUGGGCUAAAACUGAAGAUGCCCCAAAGGACAGGCUGCUGACAUUUUACAACUUGGCAGAUUGCAUUGCUGAAAAGCUGAAAGGGCUUUUUACUCUGUUUGCCGGCCACUUGGUGAAGCCUUUUGCUGACACCUUGAACCAGGUGAACAUCUCCAAAACAGAUGAAGCAUUUUUUGACUCUGAAAAAGACCCUGAAAAGUGCUGCUUGCUGUUGCAGUUUGUUUUGAACUGUUUAUACAAAAUCUUCCUUUUUGAUACCCAGCAUUUUAUAAGUAAAGAGAGAGCAGAAGCCUUGAUGAUGCCUCUGGUGGAUCAGCUGGAAAACAGGCUUGGAGGAGACGAGAAAUUCCAGGAACGGGUGACAAAGCACCUGAUCCCUUGCAUCGCACAGUUUUCAGUGGCCAUGGCGGAUGACUCUCUUUGGAAACCACUGAACUACCAGAUUCUGCUAAAGAUGAGAGACUCCUCGCCUAAGGUUCGAUUUGCUGCUUUGAUUACUGUGUUAGCACUGGCUGAAAAACUAAAGGAGAAUUACAUCGUCUUGCUGCCAGAGUCCAUUCCCUUCUUAGCAGAGUUGAUGGAAGGUAAUUCCCAAACUAUUAAACAAUUAAGGAAUAAGUCAGAAAACUUCUGUGAAAAUGUGCCCAGUGAUAAUGCAGAUUUAGAUAUAACGUGACUAGCAGUUGCUCCCAUCCUCCUACAGGCGGCUCCACUCUCAAAAACAGGCAGGCUGGAGCUCCUGUUUUGAGUUGGGUGGAGGGAGUGAGUUGAGACGUGACCACCUCGUGAUCAUUUGAGUCUGUUUGCAGUGUAAUCUUCACUAUCUUUACUUUUGUGGUGUUUUGUGAUCAUGCAAGCAGAUUACAAUAGUGUUUUUAAUUAACUUCAUACAUUUAUAUGGUUGAAGUUUUGGUCCCCAGAUGGGAGGUUAUUGUAUGGAAAUACCUAGUGGCAUUAAGGGUGCAGUAGGAUGUCCACUUCUAGUAACAACCAACAUUCAUUCACUACUCCAUGAUAGGUGCUUUACAUGGAUUAUUUCACUUAAAAAUCACAACAUUUUGUCUCUGUUUUACAAAGGAAGAAACUAGAGGCUUAAAAGGUUUCAAUGAUUUGACAAAGAUAACAAGCUAGUGAGUGUGACAUGGGGAGCUAUGACAGUUCUGGAACAUAGUCUUAGGCCCAGGAAAGAACAUGGGAGGGGCGGUGGAGCAAGUAGAUCAGUGCUUCACUGAUUCAUCGCUUAGCUAGGCCAAAAAAGUGCAUUCUCCUUUGUUUGUUAGCUCCUGGAGGGGGGAAGUGUGAGCUACUAAAGGGGUGGUACCCCUAGGAAGUUUGAGUUUUUGGGGUUCUUAUUCAGCUUCCAGUGCAAGUCUCUGAGAAUGAAAUGAAGGUGGAAGGAACAGUGUAGAGGGAGGUGGUCUGCGGCGCUUCCUGCUUUGUUAAUGUGCCUCAUCUGUGUUUGAAUGAUUGCCAGAGAAUGCCAGACAUUAAGAAUUAAACUAAUGAGAAAUGAGGCAGGUGAACUGACUUGAUUUCAAUUUUGAUUUUUUUUUAGAUGAAUGUGAAGAAGUAGAACAUCAGUGCCAAAAGACUAUUCAACAGCUGGAAACUGUGCUAGGGGAGCCGCUCCAGAGCUACUUCUAAGACUGGUGUUUCAUACUCUACUCAGAGUUCAGAUUUAUUUUUCAUAUUUUUAUUUUUGGGUGUUGGGGUGCCCUAUUACUUUUGGUGCCUUAAUACACCUACUUGGACUACUUAAAAUAUUUUAUUGUAUCUUUACAAAAUUCCCACCUGGGUUGUGCCACCAGGUGGCACAUAAGCCUCUCCUGCCAACUGUACAGAGCUGCCCAAAGAGUAAAUGACACGUGGUCUUUUUAUACAGACUGCUGUUUCACAUUUAUUCUCUUCCUGAUUGAUGUUAAUAAUAUUAGACCUGUUUACUUUUAGUACCCAAAGCUGACGGCUUAUUUGCACUGUAAGCCUUAACUCUUCUGUAUAGCAGUGUCUUAUAUACAUGGUAUCUGUGUUGCAGAUUUCACUCAAGAGUUGCUCUCUACUUCCAGAAAAUGACAGUAAUUUAGCAAUCAACAAAUACUUUUCACUGUAAAGCCUACUUUUCAUUUUGGGUAGGCGAACUUCAGCCUUAAUUUCUUUGUGUGUGCCUAUGGAGAAGUGGUUCUGGAAUGCUUUUUAACCCAGGUGUGUGAUUGUCAUCUUUAUCUUUUACUCUGAGGAAACGGGAGAGAUGGAGGCAAUAUGCUGCUUCCAAAAGAGCUCACACCUGGCUGCUCACAGACAGGGCCCAGAAACACUAGGCAUGAGGAAGCUCCUCCAGGAUUAAGAAUGGCCGCAGUUCCAUUGGUGGUUAACUGAGAAUUACUUGUCUAAGAAAGGAAGUAUCGCUAGAUUUUUUGCAAUGCUUUGAAGUGCCCUAGUCUCUAGUAUUGGGUCAUGGUAAAGUUGGAAAGUGAAGGCUGAGAUACAAUUAGAUCUUCCCCUUUUUUAAAGGCAUCUAAGAACAAUCCCGUAGAAUGUUUGCAUUGAGUUUAAAAGCCUUUGGAACUAACAUAGAAGUUUAAUGCAGAAUUGUGACAAGCAAAAGGCUAACUUAGUUUAGGGAAAGAGCUUUCUAGUAUAGAAGUGCAUAUUUCUAAGAAAUGUCUCAUUAAAAUGCAUUAAUAAAUA